Amborella trichopoda is the source of this 2608-nucleotide messenger RNA. RefSeq names its product transmembrane protein 161AB protein. The record is from RefSeq and is a predicted model, not a curated record. Lineage: Eukaryota; Viridiplantae; Streptophyta; Magnoliopsida; Amborellales; Amborellaceae.
UGGCAAAAAUCCAAAAAAGAGAAGAAACAUUUAUUUCGAAACUGGUGGCCAGAUCCAGUAAGUCUAAACUCUCCUGGAUUCUGUCUUGAUUUUGUUUCUUGUUAGAGAGAGAGAGAGAGAGAGAGAGAGAGAUUCCAUUUGAUCAUGGGUUUCUCUCAUUCAUUUUGAUUUGAUUAAACAUUGGUUAUUUUCUAGAGAGAGAAAGAGAGCGUUGGCAUCGGUUUUUCUCAUUCAAUUUGAUAUGAUGAAAUCUUGGGUGUUUUUCUAGAGAGAGAGAAUGCUAGCUGUGUUUCCAUACUGGAGCUUGGUUGUUUAUGCAGCAGUUUCAGUGGCCACUAGUUUCCUGGUUAAUGUAUCUAGGCUUCCAGUUAGGGUUUUAGAAGGGAUACACACGUAUAUACAUCCUGAUAAUGUUGGAGGUGGAGGUCAAGGUAAUGUUAGGGCAGCCAUUAGAAGUCCUGGAACUGAGAAGGGGAACUCAAAUUUAGAUGGUUAUAAAAAUCUCUCUUCAUCAAAUAACGCAGAACCCAAUUUAGAUCAGAGAUCAUCUCAGAAUACGAGGAAAAAAAAGGACCGGGGCAAAGAGAAUUUCGAAUUCGAUGAGAACAAUGCUCAGAUUUUUCGGUUAAGAUUAGUCGAUGGUCACCUUCAAACUAGGGUUUACUUCACAGAGUAUCAAGAAUCUGUGCUUUACUCAUUUUUAGGGCUUUCGAGUCUUCUGGUCCAUCGGUUCCUCCCAUUGUCUGAUGAUUCGAAGGGAGAUAAGCUUGCCCCAUUUUUCUUAAAUGGCUCAAUCGUGCCAAUUCUUUUAGGACUGUUUGCCUUAUUUAAGCUAUCCCUCUUGCUCCUUAAGUUAUCUUCAGAAAGGUCGGCUUCAAAGAGAUCAGAGAAGCAACUAAGCAUUUUGUCAGGGAUUUUAGGGUUUAUUUUGGCUCUUUUGAUAAUUUGGGUUCUCUCACCCAGAUUUGUAGAUUUCAAUUUUUGGUCCUUGGGCGAUGAAGAGAUCUUUAAAAAUGAGAGGGUUUCAGGGAGUUGGGGAAUGGGAUUUGCAAAGUUUUUAUUGGCUUUAUAUGCUGGAUGUAUUUGUGGCAGUCUCUUUCCUCCUUCUCUCAAGUAUACUAGAUCUUUUUGGAUGGGUACAGAUCAAUUACAUUGGAAUUUAUCUGUAGUUGCUUGCCGAAAGCUUCCUCGAGUGUUGCUGUAUAUUAGUUUCUUGAUGACCAUCUUUACAUCUGUGCUUUGGAUUAAUCCCAUGGCUGAUGUGCUUGUUAAGAACAAUAACAACUCUGGUUCUCCUGAGAAGAUUGGCAUUUCUCACUUGGAUAGUAGAGAGUUCGGUUUCGAUGAAAGGUGUUCUGAUAAGGAGAAUGGUAGGAUGGAUGGCUGUUUGAAUUUCGGGAAACCUGAGGACGUAGAGAGGGAAAGCGAGGGGAGCUAUGGGAGCAAUGCUGGCGAUGGCGAUGGCGAUAAUGACAAAAUCCAUGGGUUUCCGACAAAUGAGGUGUGGGAUUCAGACAAGGAGAUAGGAGAAAUGGCUACGACUGUGAAUUUUGCAAAGACUGGGAAGGUAGAGAGAGAGAGUCAUGGAGAAGGGAAUAGUGGGGUUCACGUAACUAUGAGGAGAGAGAGUUUUCUGCAAAAUUUGGGGAUGCCGCCAUCAAGUUAUGGUAGGUUCAGGGUGAUUUGUUUGUUGGCUUCUGCAAUCUUGCAGCUGCUAUUGCUGAGGACGAACGUGCAAAUGUUUUUGGACGAGGGGGUUUUAUCUUGGUACCAGAGGUUGCAUUCAAGCAAGGUCCCGGACUUGGAUUUUAGCAGGGCCAAGAUCUUCUUGCACAAUCACUACAUAUGCUAUGUAGUGCUUCAGUUAUCCAUACCUCCUAUGCUGGUGCUUCUCUCUCUUGGCUUGUCUGAAAUCAAAGGCUUUGGAUAGCUGAGAGUUCUCAAAGCAUGGAGAAACAAAUAUGAAAGAAUCAUUCCUAAAGGCAUAUAGAAGCUUGGAUUUAUGAUCUUAGAGGCAAAUAUGAAAGAUUCAUGGCUUGGUUAAAAAAGGGCAAAAGGUCGGUUCAAAAGGACAUGGUUGGAAGCAGUGAGAGAAAAGAUAUGGUGACUUAUACUCUCAUUGACGUUAUAGCCCAUGCUAAAGCAGAAUGACGGAUCAGGAUUCAUGUAGCUGACCCCAAAUAGUUGGAAAUAGGCUAUGAUAAUGAUAAUGAUGAUUUUCAAACAUAACAUGUGGAGAGCAGCAUAAGGUAAAUGGAUUUAUAUGACUUUGAAACUACUUUUGAGUUGAGGAAGUAUAAAAUUGGAAGAAUGAGAUCCUCUUAAAUUCAUAAUCCUAGAGGUUCUUGGCUAUGUUGAUUGUUGCAGAUGGAAAAUUUUCUAUUUGGGGACAGAGCCCAGGGUAUAACACACCCUGCUGCUGUUUUGAGUUUGAAACAUGUACUAGAGUGGCCGCAUGGAUUUAACCAGUGUUUCACAAAAUGCUGACUCUGGAUUGGAUUCACCCGAGUGAUUUGGGCCUGGUAGGGUGCCGGAUCCAAAUGCCUAACCCUAAAAUAAUGGCAAAUGUAACCAGAAUCCAAGUAGUUUAUGAAUUUUCAUUUUAUGA